GCGCGCAUAAGACACUGUGCUAGUGGCCGAGGACCUCGCGUUACCAACCCGUUAGUAAUUAUAAGUUCCAGGCAACUCGGCGGCCGAGUCACUAGGGACUGAAGUAGCUCAGUUUCUUGGUGACUUUCUUCAAGAUGUGCGAACAACAGCUGAAUACGUUAUUUGUAGGAGAAGUUGAAAAACAUCCUGUUUUGUACAAUUUUACGCUUCCUGGAUAUUCGAAGAAAGAUGAAAGUGAAAAGGCAUGGGAUGAAGUUGGAAAAAGAGUGAAUAUGACAGUGGCUCAAUGCAAAGAAAGAUGGAAAAACCUACGUGCUGUUUAUACUCGAAACAUGAAAUGCUCCAAAAGUGGUUCGGGAGCAAAGCCAAAGAAAGCGUACUACCUUUUAGAAGCUAUGCAGUUUUGUCUUCCAUAUAUUAAGGCAUUAGGUACGCCUUCAGGGAAUUUACCCCGUCCACCACAACAGGAAGAAAAUGAGCUAUUCGAAAAUAAUGACACUGGAAGUAUAGUAUUGCCAGAACCUCCUUUAUCGCAACAGGAGCUUCAAUCGCCGCCGCCACAGCCACUACCACUGCUCUCCACUCAAACUGCUGAAAUGUCUCAACAGUGGGAAACUCUGCCUGGACCUUCACCAUCACAUCAUAUACCGAAGAAGAAGCGUUUCGUGAACAAUGAAGCAGUUGACAAAGCGUUCAUCGAUUACUUUCAGGCCAAAAAAACCAAAACGUUGACCAAAACAGGCCUUGCCAACCAGGAUCCAAAAAGUGAGGGGCUGAAAAUGUUCCUUCUAAGCAUGCUGCCUGAUCUUCUGAAAAUGUCUGAUGAAGAGGUGUGACAUUUCAAGCCUCCUUGAUCCGAGUGCACCAUGUGUCCGCUGUGGCCAUUCCAUUCAUUGUUCAUGUAUGCGAGUGUUCUUGGCCCGUUAUGGGUAAUUUCAUCAUCCGUCAUGGCCCACGUCACCAGUAAGACGAGUUUGUGGGGUGUCAACUUCGACCCUACAGAACUCUUACUGCCAAUGGACAGUAUGUCAACAGUGAAAUUUUCUGCCCCACUCAAGGAGGAUGAGAUUUAUUUUGGACUCGUUCGUGUUAUAACAAGUGAUGGAAGCAUAGCGACGCCCAGUCCGGCAGACAAGAUCUACAUACUGAAAAAUGAAAAUAUUUCAAAUUCUGGAAAUUGGACUUCUGCCUUCAAUAUUACUGGAAACUUUCUGGGAUAUGCAGAAGUACAUCUACAACUUAGAGAUAAUCGUAGUCAAACUGUUCUUAGUUCCUCCAGUUCUAUAACUGUAAAGGUUGUGCGCAAUGAGAGAGUUGUUGACAAACUUUUCACAUACAGUGUAGCUGUCCUUGUGUCGGUUAUCUACAUCAAUUUCGGAUGUGCCUUGGACUGGUCAGCAUUCAAGAAAACUGUCCGCAGGCCCAUUGGACCCAUAAUAGGAUUCAUAUCUCAGUUCUUGGCUAUGCCCUUGAUCAGUUUUGGUUUGGGAAAAUGGUUGUUUUACGAUUCAGUUCCUAUGCAGCUGGGUAUGUUCUUCACUGGAGUCAGCCCUGCGGGUGGUGCAUCCAAUAUAUGGACCUAUAUUCUUGGAGGGAACCUUAAUCUCAGCAUAACUAUGACCACAAUUAGCACCUUUGCUGCCUUUGCCAUGAUGCCAUUAUGGAUCUUCUCGCUGGGCCAAGUUAUCUUCCAACAAGACAGAUUGGGAGUUCCAUACUCUCGAAUCGCUAUGUUUGCCUUUGGUCUUGUCAUUCCUUUGGCAUUGGGUUUCUUCAUACAGAAGUAUCUUCCACGAAUGACCAAAAUUAUGGUUCGGAUUCUGAAGCCAUUCUCAGCACUGCUAAUUCUCUUCAUCAUCAUAUUCGCAAUUGUAACAAACCUCUACUUAUUUGAACUAUUUACAUGGAAGAUAUUAGUGGCUGGUUUGGGUUUACCAUGGCUUGGAUAUGUCUGUGGCUGGAUGGCUGCUAAUGUAUUUAAACAGCCACCAAGUGAUGCACUUGCUAUUGCAAUAGAAACCGGGAUCCAGAAUACUGGAAUUGCUAUUUUCUUGCUUCGAUUCUCUCUUGAACAGCCUGAGGCAGACCUUACCACAGUUGUUCCAGUAGCUGCGGCAGUUAUGACUCCAGUACCACUCUUAUUGAUGUAUAUCUACCGCAAGUGUUCAGGAAGGUGGAAUAAAAAAGAAGAAACUUUAAGUUUAGAGGAUGAUGACAAAAUAGUUUCAGUUGAAUCUGCCAGGGUCACAGAACCUCACAUCAUAGGCAUUGGCAACAUAAAGUACCGAUCACAUCUGCAUCAGUGUUAGCACUGGACAAGACUGGUAAGAAAUGCACGUAUUUUAUUGAAUUUCAGAGUGUAUAGGCCAGCUGUAUCUGAAUACAGCAAAACUUGUUUAAUAAAACUGAAUUCAUAAGACAGUCAAACAUUGCAAGUAGAUAUAAUACAAGUGGCUUACUGUUUCUGCUGAAUAAAUUACAGGAUGUAUAACAGUACUGAAUAGCUUGAGAGGUUAAAUUGAUUCUAAGGAUGAUUAUGGUCUGACAGGGCUAGUAGAAGAAAUAGCCAUUAUCUGUUUUAAGACACUACUCAUAUUUUCAUUGUGAGAAAACCACAAAAUACCACAAUCAGGACAGUAAGUUACCAGUUGAGACUGAAAUCAGAUAGAUGCCUCCAGAUGCAAAUAUUAUGCAGCAAGAAUAUAUUAGAAAAAUAAUCACAUUUGAACCCAGCAUCAUUGUUUGCAAGUUUAAUCUGUUGUACUUUCUGCAUGGGGAGUGCUGCUGUGCUUCUGAAUGUGACAUAUUUUACUUUUGACCUUACUCUAUGAUCUGUGGUCUGCAUAUGUAUUUAAUGGGCUAAGCAUUGUGACAGCAUGUAAAAUGGCAGGGAGACAGAUUUUUAAUCAAUAUCUUUCAUGUACAGAGGUGGGUAGAUCUGUAUAAAUUGGUAAUACAAAUAACUCAUGACUGACUUGCUCAAAUGGUGAUAUUCUCUGUCCAAAACAUAUUUGAGGUUUCAUCCCAUACAGAUAUCAAUAUGUUCCUGACUUCAUGAAGGUUGGUGUUAUAUUUUGCAAUCCAUAAAUGAUGGCCCCCAAGGAGUGCCAUAUGGGAGACAUCAUUGACCACUCUGAUCAUUUGUUCCAAGGUUGGCUACUCAGGGUGAUGUGCCCACAAAUAUAUUUUAGAAGAGUAUGUGGCAUGCAACCUGCCAACAAUAACAUUUCAAUCAGUGGGAUGAAGUGCAGCGAGCUGCCAGUGUUUCACUGGCUAAAGAAGAGAAGGGGUAUCGUCAUCAGUAUAAGUACACUCACUGACAGAUGGUGAUUACUGUAUCAAGAUUCUUGCAUUGUAAUUUUAAACUGAAAACCAUUUUUUAACUGGGUUAUGACCACCAAGUGGUCAGCAAGUUUUCAAGAAUUUUUUAAAAUAUAACUGUACCAUGAACAGUUUUGGCAAGGCAGUAAGAUUUAAUAUGAGUGGUUUUGGAACACGAAGCUACAGCUUACGAAAACUUUUGCGAAUAGUUCCGUGACCGUACAGGAACAUUUUAUAGCUUAUCGUAGGUGUGCAAACGUUGAAAGACUGCUACAGUGUAUGUUGCAUUGAAACACCCUGUGGCUUGGUACGCGUAAUUACUGGUAGUGACGUCAGGACCAUAAGGCAAUGCAACUGCUUGUGCUUGAAGGUUUGGAUUUGGAUUAUUCGGUAUAUUUUAAUUUUUUUCUUAAUUGAACAAAAUUCUGGUGGUGUAGUUGUAAAUAACAAUUUUCAUGCUAGUGUUAAUAUAGUGAGGUUUGGGAAGUAGUGGCGGCUCGUAGCUAAAAUUAGUGGGGGUGCUGCUCCAGAAAA
Messenger RNA from Cryptotermes secundus, 3855 nucleotides. Its product is annotated as ileal sodium/bile acid cotransporter. The record is from RefSeq and is a predicted model, not a curated record. The transcript has 8 exons. Lineage: Eukaryota; Metazoa; Arthropoda; Insecta; Blattodea; Kalotermitidae. Gene Ontology annotation, cellular component: membrane. Bases 867 to 2309 code for a protein of 480 amino acids.